Molecule: messenger RNA, 1150 nt
Organism: Thamnophis elegans (Western terrestrial garter snake)
Lineage: Eukaryota; Metazoa; Chordata; Lepidosauria; Squamata; Natricidae
Gene: BAG1
Product: BAG cochaperone 1
Exons: 7
Coding region: 115-747 (210 amino acids)
Biological process (GO): protein stabilization
Cellular component (GO): cytoplasm; nucleus; cytosol
Molecular function (GO): adenyl-nucleotide exchange factor activity; protein-folding chaperone binding
Source: RefSeq, a predicted model, not a curated record
UUCCUUCUUCCCUCUUUUUUUUCUAGGCGCCGGACAGUUUCCGGACUAGGAGGAAGGAGAAGCGAUUGCUGGCCAUCUCAGAGGCAGCUCGAGCGGAGGGGUGGGCGAGCAGGAAUGGCGGGACCUUACGAGAGUUCGGCUGUAAUAGUAACGGUCACGUACGGCAAUGAAAAGCAUAAUCUUCAGGUUGAUUCUCAAGAGGAUAGUCAACCAACAGUACAUGAUUUGGCUUUACUAACUGAGCAAGUAACUGGAGUUCCAGUUUCUUUUCAGAAACUGAUAUAUAAGGGAAAGUCAUUGAAAGAAAUGGAACAACCAUUGUCAACGCUUGGAGUGAAAAAUGGUUGUAAAGUUAUGCUGAUUGGGAAAAGGAACAGUCCUGAAGAGGAGACUGAAUUAAAGAAAUUAAAAGUUUUAGAGAAAUCAGUGGAACAGCUUGCUAAAAAAAUAGAUGAAGUAAAUAAAGAUCUUAGAGAGAUUCAGAAAGGUUUUCUUGCAAAGAAUAAUCAAACUGAAGCGCUUAGUCAGUUGGAUAAGCGGAUAAAGGGAACUGCUGAGCAGUUUAUGAAAAUUCUGGAACAAAUAGAUGCUAUUAUUCUACCAGACAACUUUAAUGAUAGUAAACAAAAAAAGAAAGGGCUAGUGAAAAAAGUUCAGGCUUUUCUUGCGCAGUGUGAUACAGUGGAAGGAAAUAUUGGUCAAGAAAUGGAUAAACUACAGUCAAAGAAUAUGGUCCUUGCAGAAUGAAGCUCUUUUAAGUAACUAAGAUAAUGAAUUGCUCUGUGAGCAAAAAGUUUGCUCUUGUUUUUGGAACAGUUAUUCAAGUGUUCAAAAUUUUAGUUUUAGCAGAAUUUUGUGGAAGUGUUGCAUGUUAGCUAUUGUUUACUCAUCAAUAUGUAUUCUGGUCAUGUUUAAGGAUAGUCUUCAGACACACAACCCAUCUCUAUUUUGUUUAUUAUUUUUUCCUUGCUACAUUUCAAUAUAUCUUUCUAUGAAACACAUUUCAGCUGUUGUGGUUUCAGUAUUUUUAUUUGUUCUUUUAAUAACUUCUAUGGAUGUUGUCCAAUCAAAUAUAUUUUAUCAUUAUCAUUUAAAAUAAACUCAAUAAACAAUGUAUUACUUUGCAACAAAUUUCCUAUCACAUUAUAUG